Podarcis lilfordi (Lilford's wall lizard) is the source of this 19561-nucleotide messenger RNA. The record is from the annotation of a GenBank genome assembly. NCBI's taxonomy places the organism in Eukaryota, Metazoa, Chordata, Lepidosauria, Squamata, Lacertidae.
AUUUUCCCAGGCAGCAGUUGUUGCAAUAGCGAGGCGAAGCGGAGGGGGAAGCGACGGCUGCUGCUGCAGCUGACAGCGCAGCACUUGUAAGUCGCUCCCGGAGAAGCCAGGGGUGCUCCGUGCCAAACUGCUCCCCUUGCACGCACAGCUCGCGAACUGUCUCGGAUUUAGGAUUAACUCGCCUGUUGAGAGAUGAUCUUGGCUGGAUUAUUUCAAGUAAGUAAGGAAUUUCAUCUUUCUGGAUUUAAAUGCACAGGGUGAAAGAGGGGGAAAAUAAUAAUGCCCCGUAGAGGAAACAUUUUGCUCCCUUUCCUGGUUGACUUUUCCUGACCUUCUGCGAGGAAGGCGUGUGUCGCUCAGCCAAAAUCGACCCACGUAUCUCUCUCUCUCUCCUUUUUCUUUUUUAAAAAUAAAGCCAAGUAUCUCAUAUAUAUGUAUGUGAAUGAUAUCUGUGAUCUGAUGAUGAUGAUUGUACAAUUUGGCUUGGCCAUCGCCUGCUCUUCCCGUUGCCAUCUGCAUUUGGGCAUUUAGAUAAGGUAUGAGGGGACGUUGUGAUCCGACUUAGAAUUCUCUUCUUACUAAAUAAAAAUAAAAAUCUUCUAGCCGCCCCCGCUUUCCCAGUUGAGGGGGAGUUUGUCCCUUGCUCGUGUGUGCCAGAGUGGUGGCGAGGGAACCUUUCGCUGGGCAAGGGCUGGCGGAGCCCACGCGCCCCCGGCUUGACAAACGCAGCUGCCCCUGAGCGCCUUGCCGAAGGCGCUCUUCGCCUCCUUCCUCCUGCGCCUCUGCCUCGCCGGGCUACGCAGUGGCUCCGGAGCCUCCUCUCUCUCUCUCUCUCUCUCUCUCUCUCUCUCUCUCUCUCUCCAUAAUAGGGCACUUUAGAAAGGCGAGCCGCUGGAGUGUCGGCUCCUGGCUGCCUGACCUUUGCUCCCUCGCGUUUUAUUUCAUGCAACAGCCCUGCAACGACGACUACGCCUCUCUUCCUCCCACCCCACUCCCCACCGAUUUGUUUUUGCUAUUUUAAAGCCUCACUUCACCUUUCUGUCCAUCUUGUGAUGUUGAACUUGGAGAGAAAAGGGGAUCAGAUCUGGAAUAAAACUGCGCAGGUUGGGUGCGCCAAGGGGCUCUCUCCUGGACUUGUGCGCAGCGAACCCGGAGUGUGUGUGUGUGUGUGUGUGUGUGUGUGUGUGUGUGUGUAGGGGAGAAAAGGAAUAUGAAGAAAUAAAAUAGCGCCUGGCUCUUUUGCUCAGGGCCUUCUCCACCUAUGGCGUAGUACAGAUCUAUAGGCGAGGCUGGCGUUUGUGCUGGAAGCAGCCGUGGCGUCCCAGCGCCUGGCAAACCGAGAGGAGCCUAGAACCCCUCGCAGAUUCUGGCCACCCAGGACCUCGAAGGCAGCAGCCCUGGUUGCUAGCGAGGAGGGCGAGCCGGCCUGUAGAGCUUGUCGGUGGGCGUGCAGAAGGGCAUCACCGGGAUGAAUGCUACAGGGAGGGAGGAGAGGGGAGGAAAUCAAUCUCUUCUCCUCUCUUCUCCCCCUCCCCACCCUCAUUUUUUUUCCUUGAGAGGAGAGCAUGCAAUGCAUUGCAAGGGAGAGCCUGACGCGCCUGUAACCCAACCUUCCCAUCGGGCCUGAAAUGUCAAUGUCAAAAUCUCCUCUUGCUAAACUGAGGUGGGGGGGGGGAUAAAGGACGGUUUGCUCAGCUGAUUUCCGCUCUGAGGUGAUUUUGCUAGGGAGCCUCUUUUUAGUAUCUCCGAAGGAUUUCGACAGAGAAAAUAAUUCGCAAGGGAAAGCCAGCUGUUUGCAGAGAUUUCCAAGUGGGCUUCAAAGCUCCCCUUCCUCUCCCCCAACCCCUAUCCUUCAGCCUUAAUCAGCAUGUUCAAUAUUUAACAUAGCUUCCUUGAUGUGUUUAAAAGUAGUGUCAGCUUGUGGACUAUGAUCUCCACCACUGGCUUCCUUUUCACCAGCUUGUGGCUAUGAUCUCCACCACUGGCUUCCUUUUCACCAACCCACUUGUCUUCCAAACAAACACUCACACACACACAUAUAUAUAUAUACCGGUAUAUGAAUGGUAGAAAUGGGUGUCUGGUGAGGGAGAGGCAGUUCUCAAGUUCUUGGAACCCUUCUGAGGAUGUCUCCAUUUGAUAAAUGCGCUGCUUUCUACAGCCUGCUGUGUCCCAUUCAUACUAGGAGCCCUAGUUUGAUAUUGACACGUUAAAUAAAAGCACCUUUUAAAAGGAAUGUCUCCUUCCCUGGAAGAAAAAAACAAAGCUGUGGCUAAUCUUUGAAAGCAUAAAAAACAAAAGUGUUUCUAUUGAGUAAUGACUAACUCUGUUUAUGCAGGAUGAUGUUAUCUUCGGAAGCCUGUUAGCAUCGGGCUUCAUAAAAUGGCAGCAAGGAGCCUUUUUUCUUCCAUUACAAUAUCUAGUUUUCCUCAAGUCUGGCUCAAAUUGAGCAUAAAAUUCAUUAGAGGUAUUGAGAGCACCAUUUACCAGGCCUGGAUUCUUGUUAGAUUUGCCUCUCGCUUUUGACAGAUGGGAGUGUGGAGGUUGUGGAAACCUUAAAAGCCUGCUGGAAGUUUGAUCCCAAACACACUUACUCAGAAGUAAGAACCACUGAGUUCAAUGUGCCUGGUAAGUGUGCUUAGGAUUGUGUACUUAGCACAGUCUCCUGUACUUUGGCAUCUCAAUAAUUAAAAGUUUAAACAAAACGAAACCUCAGAGAUGUUUGCCAAUGUGAAAUCAGGUAUUGCUUGGUGCGUAUAUUAGAGGCCAAAAAAAAAAAAAAGGAGUUCCCAGAGAUUUGGAUAUCCUGCCAAAAAAAAAAAAAGGUCUAGCCGUGUUUGAGCUGAAAUAAUGCACAGUUGGCCAUGAUUCUCCAAAAGAGUUGUUCAGUCACUUCAGGAUUUCACAAUCGCCAGCAACCAUUUGAUGUCUUGCGUUGAGCACUCAGGUGCCUUUUCUCAAGGACCUCAUCCUUCUGGUCUUGCUUAUUUGUUUACGUAGUUUCUCUCCAAGAAGCCAAGGCUGCUGGGCACAAGGACCACUCGAUUCCCUUGAUUUAGCAGGGCUUGGAAAGGGCAAAAAUGGUUGAUGAAGAAAUCUGAUGCUAGUUUGCUUUACUGUAGGGUGUUGUUUAGACCUGGUAAAAUACGUGGGUUGGAAGCAAAUCUUUUAAUGCACACCUGCUGAUACGUUUCAAGAAAGUGCUUUAAUGUAGCUUUAUAGUCUUUUUAACACUCUGGGAUGUUUUGUGAAGGUGGAUGCUCUAUUUUCCUCCCAACCUCCCUUCCCCUUAUCCCACAGUGCUUACAUGUAAUUUGAGUCUUGUUAACAGUGGCUCCUUUCCUACUGCUGGCCUGGUCAGUUCCUGAGAAUCUGCUGCUUCCUUCCAGUGGAAGGUGGGCUGGGAAAGCCUUCUGAUGCCCUUUAGGGUUUUCCUGCUGUGUGGUUCAGUUUUCUGCCCUUUUUAUAGUCGUGUUUCAGCUUUCAAGCUCCUGUCCUCACAGCUGGAACUAGUAAAGCUAGAAGCGUCACCAGACAACACAUUGCAGUGUAGUUCCAGGUAGACUUUUUGGUCCGAUUCAGCAGGGGCCAUCUCCUCCUUAAAGGUGCAUUCCCCUGGCAACUGGAAAAACAAUAACUGCAUGCAGCAGAAUAACUCAUCAGAGUUGGGAGGGAUCUUGAAGGUCAUCCAGCCUAACCCCCUGCUCUCUGCAGCUUGCAACUACAGCAUCUCUGACUGUUGACCUUCUAGAUUCUUCCUUAAAAACCUCCAUAAAAGGAGAGUCCACCACUACCAGAGGCAAUCAGCUCUUGGCAAGAGGACAUUUCUCCUAAGCUUUCACCAAAAUCUCUUCCUAUUACCAUUUCCAUUCUAGUCCUGCCAUCUGGGUUAGCAGAGUCUCCUCCAUCUUCCACAUGCCAACCCUUCAGGGAUAUAGAAAUGGCUAUCAUGUCUCCCCUUAAUCUUCUCUUUCCCCAGGCUAACUAGAUCCAGCUCUCCAACUGUUCCUCAUAGGACCAUACAAAGUGCUGUGCAAUGCAGGGAGACAGGACGUGCUUGGAAAUCCAGCUGACCUUCAAGCUGGGCCCUUCUGCUUUGCUUCCAGAAGGUUUACCUGCUCAGGCAUAGAAGGGAGACUACAGUCAUGACCCUAUCAAGAAUUGUGGCUUAUUGGAGUGACACCUGUUUGGUUGUGUUUUAAAAAAUGAACUCGCCAUAGCAUCUUUCUAGUUUGAUUUUUCUCUGCAGCAUGACAAUUGCUUGACCCCUCUUGACAGGUAAGCUGUCUUCUGUUUUCAUGACCACACAAACAAUUUGCACCCUGCAUUUACUCAGAAAAGCAAAGAGCUUCUCUUCAGAUUCUUUCCCUGUUGCCUUGCUCGUUUCCAGAAGUUCUUUUGUUCAAGAGGAAUGAAUACUUUCUUAUUCCCUCUCGAUUCCUGCCAGGCUUCUCUGGGACAUUCAGCAAGAGCAGUUAAAAGUUCCACAGCUAUUGUAUGUUUGCUCCGUUCAGAAGGCUUCUGCUGCUCUUUCUUGACCUGUUCUUUUUUGGGGACAACUUACAAGUUCUCCAAGCUUCCCACGAUUUACAUUGCUUUACAUUCAUAGGUACAGUGCACUCUGUUCCAAGGGCACAAUCCACAAUCCAACCACACUCAACAGGACUUGGAAACCCUUAGCUGAAUCAUGCCUGCAUGUGUUGUUCGAAACAUAAUUCUUGGCUAGUAUCCUGCGAAAUAUGCUAGCUUCUUGCUAUAGUUCGCAGUAAGGGGUGACCAAGAUGGAAAAGCAUAGAUAUGAUGAUGAGCCAGUGUGGUGUAGAGCUUAGAGCACUGGGCUAGAAAGACCCAGGUUCAAAUCUGCACCCAGCAAUGUCCUUCACAUUGGGUCACUCACUGUCUCUACAUAAUCUACCUCAAAGGGUUGUUGUGAAGGUUAAACAGAGUGGGGGGGGGAAGAGCCAUGUAUGCCGUCUUGAGCUUCUUGGAGGAAAGGUGGGAUAUAAAUGGAGAUAAUAAUAAUAAUAAUAAUAAUAAUAAUAAUAAUAAUAAAUAAUUACAGUCCACCCCUUUUUAUUAUGAAUAUGCAAUAAUGUCUCCUGAGCUUCUGGAAGAGGUUGAAGGGCUGGUUUCCAAAGAAAUCAAUCUUCUAUGUGAAUGUACACUCAUUUUAGACUAUACAUCUAAUGUCCUCCGCCAUUCAAUUGGCUCUCCUACUCUCUGCUUGGAAAUUAAUCCCAUUCUGUUGCACGGUAUUUACCCCCAAGUAUGGGUGCAAGGAAGUGCAGCCUUACUUCAGUACUUUGACCUUCCUGGAAGAAAAGGUGGUAAGAAGAAAUCCAGGGCAGUCCCAGAACAAUUUAUAUGGUGUUCAGAGUCCCAUUUUGGUGAGCUGUUGAACGGAAGGUAACUGCGUGGAGUGGGUGGACUGAUGCGUUCCUGGAGGAAGGUUCUUAUUUCAAAAAUCCAUCUCAGACCAUCGAGUGCUCCAUCCAUUCUGAGCCUGAUCUGCCUGAGAUGUUCUCAUUUGUACUUCCCCUGGCAUAAGAGUGGGUGAAUUUCCUCGUGAUCUCUGGGCUUUGGUGCUCUCUGCCACGACUUAGAAUUAUACGACUCUAGAGUCGGAAGGGAUCCCAAGGAUCAUCUAGUGUAGAUUAACCCUGCUGGAUCAGGCCAUUGUAGGCCCAUCUAGUCCAGCAUCCUGUUCUCACAGUGACUCAUGGGAAACCUGCUAGCUGGGCCUGAGCACAAGCGCAGGCUCCACUCCUAUAGUUUCCAGCAACUGGUUUUCAGAAGGAUUGCUGCCUCCAACCAUAGGGGCAGAUCUCCAUACAUACAGAGCCAUCCGUAGCCUUGGGCAUUUCAGGACGACAGUCCUUUUUAUUUCAAUAGGCAUCUCAAAGCAGUGCAUAGCCUACUAGCUACCACUGUUGCACACUCUGUGUGUCUCAAUAGUACACAUAUGCAGAAGACCCACGGAAAUGAAUCAAGACUCCAGGGCAGUGUGCCUGGUGGGUUCCAUCAUUUUUGUAACUUUCCUAUUGUCAGCCCCCCUCCCCCUUUCCCCCUUUUGAGGUCUGGCCGUCUGCAGAGGCUUCUUUAUUUAUUCCUAGCUCUCUUUCAGGGAACUCAAGGCAUCUACACAGUCUCUCCCAUUUUAUCCUCGCAACAGCCUUGUGGAGUAGAUUCAGCUGAGAAGUAACAACUAGCCCAAGGUCACUCAGUGAGAUUCAUGGCUGAGUGCUUAUCUGAACCCAGGUCUCCUGUGUCCUAGCGCUACGCUGACUUUUGGCUAACGUUCCAUUUGUAGUUUUAAACAUUUUAAAAUUUAAAGCAUCCCCCCCAGCCUCACCCAUAGCGGAUUAUGUAAUAUCAACAAGACAGACUUACAAUUUAAAUGGCAUGUCCCAAAAGGAAAAGGGGUUCAGAGGGAUGAAAAAGCAGACUUGGGGACUAGUCCUUUUUUGUGAAGUUCUUGGAAUGACCUGCUGGAACAGAAAAAGCUCAAGGAGAGGAGGUGCUGAAAUUUGCUGGUUUAUCAGGUGAGCUGGUGCAGCUCCUGCAUCCCUGUAGCCUGACCAGAUGGCUGCUGCUAAGUGACAAUUGAGGGAGGAGCCUGACAAUGUCAGUAGUGGUGGAACUCACUAGCCUUCUGUUCUUAUUGCACCAUGUAUUCAUAGGCCUGGGAGCACCAAAUACUUUAGCAUUCUUGAAGCUAAGGAGGUGUGAACUAGACCCUUGCCUGUAUGGGCGUGGGGGAGAUACCUCAUGUAAGUCUUUCUAAAGGAAGUAUAGGGUAAAUAAUGAAAAGGACUAUGGAUUCUAUCCUCUCACCUCACCCCACCCCACCGCCCCUUAUAGGCUAAUGAAGAGUUACGUGUUUGUAAUCAGAAUAUAUUGUUGGCUUCCCCUGAACCAAGGAUUUUAUUGGAUGUAUAGAACACAGGAAAAAUACAAACAACUAAUCUUCCCCCAUCCCUCUUUCUUCAGAGAAUAUAUUAUUGGCUUUGGUACAAUUUGGAGAGGAUUUAGGUCAUCUGCGACUGACAAACCUAAUAUAGUAAAAGAUCCUGCUUUGUUUCCUUCCUAUGACACAGUAAAUCUUCAGGCCAUCAAAUCACGUUUUUCAGCAAGAAAAUGUGGGUAAAAUGGGAAAACAAGGAUUUUAGACAGUUAAGAGAUUACUUGAAGUGAUCUCCCAUCUCUUCCAAAUGCUACAGGUUUUGUGGGAGGAAAUCCAAACAGGCAGCUCUGUUCAAAAAAUAACAACUACAUGUAUUAUUAAAUGUAUUUACCACUUAUGAGGGACGUGGGUGGCGCUGUGGGUAAAACCUCAGCGCCUAGGACUUGCCAAUCACAUGGUCAGCGGUUCGAAUCCCCGCGGCGGGGUGCGCUCCCGUCGUUCGGUCCCAGCACCUGCCAACCUAGCAGUUCAAAAGCACCCCCAGGUGCAAGUAGAUAAAUAGGGACCGCUUACCAGCGGGAAGGUAAACGGCGUUCCGUGUGCUGCGCUGGUGCUGGUUCGCCAGAGCAGCUUUGUCACGCUGGCCACGUGAUCCGGAAGUGUCUGCUGACAGCGCUGGCUCCCGGCCUCUAGAGUGAGAUGAGCGCACAACCCUAGAGUCUGGCAAGACUGGCCCGAACAGGCAGGGGUACCUUUACCUUUACCUUUACCACUUAUACAGUCGUACCUUGGUUUUCGAACAGAAUGCGUUCCAGAAGUCCGUUCAACUUCCGAAACCUUCAGAAACAAAGGCGCAGCUUCCGAAUGGCUGCAGGAGUGUCCUGCAGCCAAUCAGAAGUCGCAGAAGUCAAGUCGGACAUUCAGCUUCCAAGGCAAAGUUUGCAAACCGGAACACCUACUUCCGGGUUUGCGACAUUCGAGUUCCAAGUUGUUCGUGAACUAAGCCAUUUGAAAACCAAGGUACGACUUUAUAACUAAGCAGCUUACAACUAUGAAAUCAAUAUAUAAUUAAAAUACACAACAACAAUUCUACCGGGUCACUAAAACAUCCUUAAUUCAGUUAUACAACAAAACAAGCAAUUAAAAAGCAUGCCGGUCAUAGUGGAUAUAUUCUCACAAGGCAUUUUGUUUUUGUUCUUUAUUUGUUGUAACUGGUCUAAUUCUGUUCAUUAAAGUUUAUUUUUAAAGGAAAAAACAUGGCCAUUAAAACAGUUAAAAACAAAAACAAAAAACAGUUAAAGUAAUAGAAUCAUUUCUGGACACCUGUUUAUAGUGCUACUUGUACUGAUUUCAUUUCUUAGGGACAGGAUCCUUUCUCUUUCCUAUAGGUGUACUAGGAUUCCAUUUUCAAUCAAGUUCCAUUUUAAAUCAGUGAGACUUACACUGGAAUACUUAAGGGCAGACAGAUGUGGUCUGAAACACUUCUAGAAUCCUGGGGCAAGCGUUGAACUUGAGCUCAGGCUGAAGCUGAGUGUGUGCUUGAUUGAAAUCCUGAGGUGAAAAAAUAAGUAUAGAUAGCAGUGGCAAAGUCUGGAGAAGUGACUCAAGGUGCUAAUGAGUUCGAUGGUGGCUGGUGUACUCUGUCCUUUCUUGCCCCAUUGCACUGACAAACAAUCUAUUGAUGAUCCCCAAAGCAAGUUUGAAUCACGGAAUCUAAGUGCUAGUGAUUUAAAAAUAGGUGGCCAUGUGGUCCCUUGCAAUAGCUAUGCCAUCCCUAAAUAUGCCAGCUGCAGGACAGAUGAGAAGUGAAGUGCUUGUGAUUUUAGUCCCAUGCACCUUCAUACUGCACACUCACCUUUAAACCAUAGUUAGGUUUAACAGUGGUCUAAAGGGAUGCUUGAGCAAUGUGUGUAUACAAAUAGAUCUUUAUAAAGGCUUUAAUAUACCACUGCACUGUAUGGCCCUGUUGAAGAACUCUUAAAACAUUUCACUAGUUCUCAACUUGUGCUCUAUACCUUUCAGUGUCGGAGACCUAUGUGCCUAGCAGGAACACAGUUUUGUCUCCCGCAUCACACACAGAGCCCAAGAUCUCUGCCAGACCUUGCAAGGUGACCUAAAACACUCAGAACCUGCAAGCGAUGUUAAAUCUGCUUCCUCUGACUUACCAGAUCAGCAAACAAAUGUUUAGCUAGCAAUAAUGCAGUUUACAGUAUGCCAGGAUUUAGAAUUCCUGAAUAAAGCUGGGGGCUUCCAGCUGAGAUGAAACAUGCAGGUGGUGAAAAUGUCUAGUUUGUACUUUAUAUUGGAAAAGCUUAUUCCACCUACAUGAACAUUUUAUUUAUUUAUUUAUUUAUUUAUUUAUCAGUUCACAUCAGGCAUGAACUGUUAGUGCCCAUCUUAACACUAGAUCAUUGCACUCAAUGUCCUGAAAGUAUCUGAUGUAGUUGCAUCUCUUGAAGCUAAGCUGGUGCAGAAUGUUCUUGAAUGGGAAAAGAACACAUGACUGACACCCCCUCAUCCCCAAAACCACUCAGGUCAGUUUGGAGAGUUGAGUGGAAUUCAGAUGCAGCCUCAUAAAACAAUGCAUUACAUUUAAAAUUUGAGUUGAAAUGACACACCUUGUGGACAAAUUUCAAGGAUCUACGCUGAAAGUUGCUGAGCAAAUGGAAAGACUUAAUUUUAAGAAAAUGGAUGUAUAUUUGUUGCGUAGGGAGUAAUUUGCUAUUUUUUUCGUUGUGCAUAGGUCUGCAAUGCUUCUUAGUUCAGGGCCAUUUCAAAUGUGCAAGAAUAGCAUGAAGUUCAGUUCUUCAGAGUGCUGGUGGAGAAUUGUACGUCUGAGCAUUCCGUGCUUUAAAAAAAGCAGGAAAAGAUCUCUGCAUGCAGAAAGCUAGCAAGUCAGGAAGAAGGCAAGGAGAAAUGCACUCUGAGCUUUCCAAGUGAAACAGAAAAAUGUUUUAGCGGGAAACAUUCAAAUACGUAUUCUCCCACUUGCCUUCCAAAGUGAUAUAGUUUAGAAUGAAGAAUGACCCAUAGUUGCUGCAUAUUUGAAAUUUAGUUAUAGAUGACUGUUCUGAAAACCCAAUGUGCUGAGGUGGUGGUGAAUAGAUCUAACUAUUUCAAUAUCUUGUCAGCCAGAGCUCUAUCUGCAGUUCACCUAGACAUUUUGUUUCAAAAGCUAUAAAAUAAAAUAUAUGUUUUCUCUCCCAGUUGAAGUUACACGCUCAACCUUUAAAAUCUGGGCUGGUGAUUCGAUCAACACCGAAAUAAAGGGCAACUGGUGGGCUUGCUUAACCUCACUCCUUUCAUAUAUUUCUGUCAGCAUUUGUACCACCAACAAUCAAGGCUGAAAACUAGCUCCUCAGUGGGAAAAAAUUCAUGUUUCUAAGCUGCAUAGCAUAGUUCCCUAAGCUCUAUUAUGGCUAAUACAUUCUAACCUUCAGCAAAUACUGCUGACAUUGGGCCUUUGAGCAAAAAGAAAAUGCAAAUUUCCCUGAAUCCAUGCUUAUUGACAGGUUUUGGUUGUAUGUGUAUGUUUUUAGAUCUAGCAUAUUUUUUUUCAGGUUUCAAAAAUUCCUAACUUUAAAAGAUUAAUUGACAACAAAUGGCGUGGUUGUUGUUGUUUUUUAAAGGAAAAUAAUAAUAAUAAUAAUAAUAAUAAUAAUAAUAAUAGGUGCUUGACUUUUCCUCAAAAUAUUGUUAAAAUCUGACAUUGGCAUGAAGGUCAAUGCCACCAGAAGUCUAGAGAUAACGUCUAUCUUGUUCUUGGACUUGCACAGCACAUGCUGUUACCAAGCUUCCAGUAUAGUGAGAACUAACCCAGAAAAUUAAAGUACAAUAUGUCCUGGCCAUGGAUGGAGGUUCCUCAGCUCAGUUUCAUUUUAAACCUCUGCUCUGGCCCCAUCUCAGAGUUGAGGAACCCUGCAGUCUAGAAGACUCCACCAAGUCAUGCUGCUGUUGUGCAGGAUUAUUGUUCCUCGCAGAAGGUCAUGAAAAUUAAUUUUAUUAUUAGGGUUUUUUCUCAUAUUCACACCGGUAUGUCGCAAAGGGCUCCUCCAGAUGUCCUUUUGAUUGCACAUUCAUGAGGAUUUGUGCUCCUGAUGCACCUUCAAAAGUGUCAGGGUGGUCCCACGGGGUGGUUCCAGUCAGUGCGUACCCUGUAGCAUCCUGCUAAAAUCCUGUAACUCUUUAUACAGCAAAGGUUCUGGCUUAUUUUUGCUCCACAUCUGUUGCACUGUAGCCCCUCCAGAGAGCAAGAACGUGCGGAGGAAUCACAAUCACCAGUCUGGAGGGCCCCUAAAUGUGUAGGAGUUGUACUUGUUGAUGAUUAGCUAAGAAUGUCAUCUGUGCUUGUUGCUGCUACUGCAACAGCAUGGCCACCAUUCUGUAGAGAAGCAUAAAAUUCCCUAUCCAGGAUCAAACUCAGGAGAAACUGCCAGUUUGUGGUAGAAACCUAUUAUGCUCAGCAGUAAUUGGCCAGUGCUUGCACCAUCACAAACCCACCAACCUUGGGGCCUUGUUUUGGGUAGCUCUUUAAAAUGUACUUUCUUCUUUUAUAAAAUAAAAAGGGCCAAAUAAAUGUUUAAAUGAAUUAACCCUACUAUGAUUUAAAAACAAAAUAGCUGGAAAGCCUGGCUGAGGAUUUUAGGAGAAGGGGCGAGGUAGACAACUGCGAUCAGCAUUAUAAUUGCUGAAAAGCACAUCUGCUCCAAUGCAUUUUGAAAUGGAGAAGGGGGCAAAGGAGGAAGGCUGACUCCACAAGACAAAAAAAAGAUGAGCUCUGUUUUUAAAAGUUUAUUUGUUUAACAGGGAUAGGCAACCUAAGGCCCUCGGGCUGAAUGCGGCCCAAGUGCCUUCUCAAUCUGGCCCACAGACGGUCCGGGAAUCAGCGUGUUUUUACAUGAGUAGAAUGAGUCCUUUUAUUUAAAAUGCAUCUCUGGGUUAUUUGUGGGGCAUAGGAAUUUGUUCAUUCCCCCCCCCAAAAAAAAUAGUCUGGCCCCCCACAAGGUCUGAGGGACAGUGGACCGGCCCACGGCUAAAAAAGGUUGCUGACCCCUGGACUGUGAGCCAAAAUCUAGUAAAUCUAGUAAAGCACUGCAAGUCCCACUGAUUUCAUGGGGAAGAGUGUUUAAGUACGGUACAUGCUUUCCUAUCUAAAAUAAAUGAGAUUUUAAAAAGCAUAGGGCUGCAAUCCUAGAUGCAUAUGAGGCCCAUUGAACCCCAUGGGACUUAUUUCUGAGUGGAUUGCAUAUAGGAUUUCACUGUUACUCUAAAUGUGCUGUGUGUCUGUGUCUAUAUUUGGUCUUUUGAGUUAUUUUUUUUCUCUGUGCGUUACUUAUGAUGAGGCGCACUGUGCCAGUCCUCACAUUUUUCUCUGGGUUUCUGAAGCUCUAGUUUUCCUCCUCUAAUUGUCUCUCUCUCAGUCCUUCUACAGAUUUCAACAGCCUCUCCUCUCACCCUUGGCUAGGAAUGGUUUUGGUCGGCUUCUUCUUUAAAUUGUUCUUUUAAAAAUAUAAUUAAUAAAUAAUAUAAAGGUCACAGUGAGGAAGUGGCAGCUCCACCAGAAAACAAUGUGUACUCUCUAAAUUUGAACCAAGCCAUUUCCGCUCUUUGAUUUAAGUUUAGUUGCUUCCUGUGGUUUCAUGUCCUGCACUCCAGUUGAAUCUCUGGAUGGGCUCCAGUAUAAAUUGCACUCUUCCAAUGAAAUUAGAGACUAGCAAUAGAUGGGUCAGCUAGUAAACAGCAUUUAAACCAAAUACUAUGCUGCUUGGUGUUUGGAUGAAAAAUAGUCUGAAUAUUUGAAAGGAUUUUGUGCCCUCUACUCCAAUUUUCAGCUAGGUCACUAAACUUUGUUUUCAUCCAUAAUCUCUGAAGUUAGUUUUUGCCUUCUGUUACUUUUCUAGCUCUACAUCGGGGACUAGUAAUAAUGAUUUUAGAAACUGAAACUAAGAAGUCUGCUUUUAAGAAAUUUGUAUUCUGGUUACUGUUAUUACUGGGAAGAGAAAGGUGAAAAUGCAGAAAGCGUUGGCUGUUCAAAAACUUAAUGCUAAAUCACAGUUUACAAAACCUGCACUCCCUUAUGCACCACUCCCUGCUUCUCCUUCAGCACAGUCACAAGUAGGAGACCAGAAGCUUUUGUUCUUAUUUUAGAUUUACCAUAGUUUAGCUUUCAGGCUUCAUGCAAUCUCCGCUAUGCCUUGUUGAAACAAGCCAACUUCAAACCAUUGUUUAUGAAGCUAACUUGCUUCAACAAAGCAUAGUUAAAGCUAAUCUCAGUUUAGGGUUUGGACAUAGCAGUAAAUUGUGGCUAAUCUCUAAUGGGAGUGGAAGUUUCCAAUCUCCUCAUGUUUGUGUUGGAGGAAGGGAGGCACGAUAUUGCGUGAAGAUGCAGCUGUGUCCUAGUCGAGAAUUUACCGAUCUGAAAGUAAUGGAUGCUUGAGGAAUGUAAGUACCCGUUAUAUAAGUGCUCCAAAUCUGUGCACCGUUCUGACUCUUAAGAGCAAAUGGGCCAGAGCCAAAGUAAAAACGAGUUGCAAAAUUGCUUAUUGCUUCUGAUCAUUUGUUAUACUUAAGUGAAUAUUUGGGGUGUGAGUUCAUAUGUGAUUUCCACAUAUCAGAAGAAAUGUUGAAAACUGCUGCUGUAAGCAUUAGGGUGGUGUGUGUGUUCUUAGUUUUCUUUCUUGAGUGGAUUAAUAACCAACCUUUCUAACUCUAAUGUUCAGGAUGAGUGUAUUUCAUGAUAAGAUGGCAAAGCCUGACCAGGCUUUUAGGGAAUAGUUUUAUUUCAUAGUUCACAAAUUAAAGGUCGUCAUCCCCCCAUUUUGUAUGUGUGCAUAUUUUAAAUAUCUGCUUUUAAUUUGUUGGUCUGAAACUAUUUGGCUCUCCAGGUAAAGAAGGGAAAGAGUGUGAUACCAUCUAGUUCUAGGCAUGUGCAAAGAAACCCCAACAGGUCUGAGUGUUCCUCUUUCUCCAUUACUAGUUAGGCAGUUCAAUCCCUGAAGUGGGGGAAAGUGGGUAGAUAAUGCUGUAUGUUUUAAAGCUAGUGUUUAUAAACCCAGUUCCAGCAAUGGGCAAGACUGAACAGUGUUCAGAAUGAACAUGUGGUCUCUUUAUGGACGGUCACUAGGCUUUUUGCUGGAUUGGUUGCCUUGGUGUGUUUGUUUGCAUGAAUGAUUUGAGCGGGGGGGAGGACACUUCACAAAGAUAAGUAGUAGAUAUCUAAAAGCAGGUGUAUUCAUUUAUUUAAGAUAUUUCUGUACUGUUUUUCAGGUGGCCCUCCCAAAAUGGUUUACAUGAAAUGAAUGUAACAAUAGGCACCAAAGUUCAGUAACAUUCAAUUUUUCGCCACAGCAGCAAACCACAGGAGUGUCACUUGAGCUCUCGCAGCCAUCCUUCCCAGAAUGCCUCGCUCUGAGGAAGGACCUCCAUGGCCCUUCUUGAAAAGAGGGAGGAAGUGAUGGGGGGGGAGAGCCUUGCUGGGCAGGUGGCGGCAGCAGUCGCAGCAGGGCCCUCUAGCGGAAGGCCUGGCCUUGCCCUUUGUGGUGGCAAGCAUCGCUUGGAAUGCCACCACAAUACACGUUACAUGGUCUAUGUUACCAUCGCUUCCACAGGGAUGGCACUACAAAGAGUUACACUGCAACUGGCUCUUUGACCAGUGCUGGCAUAGGAACAGCUGAAGCAAUUAGGCUUCGUUGGAACUGUGACAGCAACAGCUAAUGUCUGAACUCUUCCCCCCCCCCUUCCUUCCUUUCUCCCUUUCCCUCAAUCUCUUUCAGGACACUUAAAAGCCGCGUUUCUCGGUGCUGAAGGACAGCCUGAGCAAUGGAGCCUCGGACGCCUCACAGCAUUACUGGGGUUCCCAAUUCCACCGUGGUGGUCCAGCCUCUCCUGGACAGCCGCAUCCCCUACGGCAGGCUGCAGCAUCCUCUGACCAUCCUUCCAAUUGACCAAAUGAAGACCACGCACCUGGAGAACGACUACAUAGACAACCCCACCCUGGCCCAGCUGGCUGCUCAGAAACAUCCCCGGGGCCACCACGAGCCCACCCACCCCCCGCGAUGUGAGCAGGACAUCACCCACCCAUGGAUCUCUUUCAGCGGGAGGCCCAGUUCCAUCAGCAGUAGCAGCAGCACAUCUUCGGAUCAGAGGCUCUUGGAUCACAUGGUUCCAGCCCCGGUAGCAGACCAGUCCUCCCCGAGGGCUGUCCGGAUACAGCCCAAGGCGAUUAAUUGCAAGCCCUUGGACCUGAAGGGACCUGCUUCUCAGGAGAUGGACAAGCACUUUUUGCUGUGCGAAGCCUGUGGGAAAUGCAAAUGCAAGGAGUGCGCCCUGCCCAGGACUUUGCCCUCCUGCUGGGUGUGCAACCAGGAGUGCCUGUGCUCGGCUCAGAACCUGGUCAACUACUCCACCUGCAUGUGUCUGGUGAAGGGCGUCUUCUACCACUGUACCAACGAGGACGACGAGGGCUCUUGCGCAGACCACCCCUGCUCCUGCUCGCAUUCGAACUGCUGCGCUCGCUGGUCUUUCAUGAGUGCCCUCUCUCUGGUCCUGCCUUGCUUGCUGUGCUACCUGCCGGCCACCGGCUGCGUGAAGCUGUCGCAGCGAUGCUACGACCAAGUGAGUCGGCCUGGAUGCCGGUGCAAAAACACAAACAGUGUGAUUUGCAAAGCAUCACCUGAAGGGAAAGUUGGCAGCAGGCCAGGGAAGCCAUUUUGAUCUCUGGAGUGAGGAGGAGGGGCGGGUGGGGGUGGGAAGUGCCGAAAAACAACAGGAAAGGGAGUUUCAUAACCUGCGUUGCGAGUGUAACGUGUCAGCCUUUUGCUUUCAACAAACAAAGGGAAAUGUCUCUUUCCAGGAACUGAAGCACUUUGGGAUUAUUCAGGGGGUUGUGGAAGUGGUGAUCUGUACUUAUUAUGUAGUAGGGAUCUGAAGGAUCUUUCUGAAUAUUUCUUUUUUUUUGCAGAGCAAAGGCAGAAAUCUACUAGAUAGGGCAAUCUGAAGACUGCUUCUGUUCAUUUCUUAGUCUUGGCUGCUUGCUAAGUCUACAUACCACAAGAAUAAUUAACAGAUGGGAUUGGCAGGUACAUCAACAGCUGAAACAGGGUUCUUAUUCCUAGAAGGUGAUAUCCAUUUCAGCCUCCUCCCCCACACUACUCCAACGUUUUAUUUAUUACCUGUAGACCAUUGGCAAUCAAGAGUUAAUGUUCUCAACACUUUAGUAGGGACCCUGCCCAACCCCUCGAUACCCCCUCUUAAGGCAGUUAUUGAAAAAGAUCCUUCUAUCCAUUCCCUAAGUCCUUUUCAGUCAGCCUCCAUGGGCCGAAAUGAUAGAACUUGAUAGGCAGAAAUCAGCAAAUGCUACUUUUUUACAGCAUGGAGAGGCUGUUGCCCUUAGCUGAUUGAUGCAUAUCAAGCUACAGUUGAGGCACAGAUGGAAAAGUGGGCAACCCCACCAGUUUCCUCCUCUUAAGGCCAUUUUUUUCUUCGUUGCUCUCUCUCUUUUUCUUUGGCUUCAUUGAGUGUAUACAAAGAGUGCAUCUUGCCUAGGGACAUGAUCUGUUGGAUGCUAUUGGUGUGGGUGCCCCCCCCCACCUGAACGAUUUUGCCAGUGACAGGAAGAUCUCUGACCUGCAGUCACUGAUAUGGAGAUAAUCCACUGCCUUCAGUAAGGCUACUCUUUGAGGUUUUGAUUCUUAAAGUGCGCUGGCAGCCCUGGCAAAGCUUCCAGUAACAGGAGUGCUUGAGAGACGAGGCCCCUUUUCAGCCACGUGUUUCAGAUGCAUUUGCUUCUGAGCACACAUUUAACACCAAUAAAUUACUUUGCCUAAUCAAAUGGCACAUUUAGGGUAUCACACAACAAGAUCUUGCUAAGGCGAAGAAAAGAAGAAAAAAAAGCUUUGAAGGCACCAAUAUCAUAAACCCUUCCAUGUCAAAUUGUGGCAGCCCUCCUCUCCUUGAAAUAAACUAUGUUCAGCUUAAUUGAGCUACACAUUAGUACUUACAGCAUAUGAGCCUAAACCAGCCUUUGGCAACCUGGUGCCCUCCAGAUGUUGGCUGGGAUUGAUGGGUGUUGUGGUCCAACAACAUGUGGAGGGCACCAGGUUGGUGAAAGCUAAGCUAAGCAAUCACCUUAUCCCUACAUUACCCUUCUUCCACCUUGCACUCACAGGGCCAAUGCAAACUGAGCACAAUGCAUUUGCAUAUAUGUGGGAUGGGUUCACACACACACACACACACACACACAGUGUAUCAGUGCAACCCCAAGCUCACAUGAAAGGUGGAUUUGGUUUUGGCCAAAUGACAUUUGCUCAGUAUUUAAAUUCUCACUUUUAUUGCUGCUGCUCAACUUUUGUCUCCUGUAAAAUAACAUUAUCUUAGUAAAUACAGAGGAAUUUCUUUUAAAAAGGAAAAGAAUAAGUCUGUUUUAGCAUUAAGUACUUUUAGAGGAGCAUGUGGAAGCUUAGCAGUGAAUAUUUGUUACAAACUGCCCAUGAUUUUCAGUAGCCAACAGUUUUCAGCCUCAUCUAUACACUGAAGGUUAGGGUUCUUGCACGAGGGACUGUUAAAUUCCUGUUGGGAAGAGAACAGAAGCACCUCUAUUCAAGACCAAUGUUCCAUUCCCUUAAAGUGGAUUGAUCCCAUUCUAUCGACAACCACAAGGUGCUAAACAGGAAACAGUUCACCAAUAUAAUAAAUCAAACUGAGUGGGUAUUUGUUGCAUGCAAAAAGCUGAACUUAUGUCUCUGCUGGUUUUAUUUUUCAACUUGGAAUUCCUGUACUGGAGUGAUUGUGUGAAAACUGCCUUGUUUUAAUUAGGCAAGCAGUAGGCAAAACCACACUGUCAUUCUCCAAGCAAAUCAGAUUUGUCAUUUGAAAUGAAAUACACACUAUACUGACAGUAGCAAACCAUCGUUCCCCCCCCCCAUUUUGCUUUUACUCAUUGGGGGUUGACUUCAUUUUUUGAGAACUGUAUAUAUUUAUUGAUUGGGAAAUAUUUUUAAUCUUCCUUUUUAUAUUUAUAAUAUGCUGGCUAUGUAUAUAGUGUUUCACAGAAAAAGGGAUGCUACACAUACGUUGUCAAGAUACUGAUUUCUAUAGUUUCGCCUUGCCAAGAACACACUGGGCACAUCUACUGGGAGCAUCUGCCCAUAGAAGUGAAUGGGAGAGACAUCAAGAAUGGCUUUGGUGCCACUCCCAUCCAUUUCAAUGCAGAGUGUUUCAUAAGUUCCUGUUGGGUUGCGCACAGUAUGUUGUACAUAUAUAUUCUUGCACAAACUUGAGGGAACCAUGCAAUGGGGGAGUGGGGGAAAAGAAAGAGAAACUUAGCCAAAAUACUGUUGAAUGUAUAAAUCGCCGUAGCUUUUCAAGGGAUGGUAAACCAGGCUCACAGAGUAUAAGAAGCAAGCUGGGCAUCCAGCCUCAUACACAACACUCUCGGUUAAUUAUAUGCUUUAUUGUAUCUUAUGCUCCUGUUAAUGUGGGACAGCCCUGAUCAGGCAACUACAGAUUCUAGCUGGCUUGGCUGUCCAUAGCAAGUAAGCAAACUGGUGGAUCAGCACUUUGCCAAUUUAUAUAUGUACAUACCCACCCGGAACAUUUCUAUAUUUCUUAUACAAUGUUGUUGUGUUGUUGUUGUUUUUUUUUAAAAAAAAUGAAACCAGGCCUUUAAUUUUUACUGUACAUAGCUCUAAACCACUGAAAUUUCUACAUGGGCUACCCCCCCCCCCGCCAUUUUAAACCUGUCAAGGCCAAUCUGAUGUAAGUGGAUCAAUGUGCUCUAAAAGGCUGUGAAAGGCAAGCCUACACAAAUGUAGCAGAAUGAAGCUCCUUGUAUCGUCCAGGCCCCCCUCUGGUGUAGCAGUCAGUCAGCAUGUUUCUCCGGCUCUUUCCUCGAGGCCUAGCAACAAAGUUGACAAGUUUCAUACUGAGCAUUGAAAGGUUUCCGGAUUAGACCAGCCCAAAAGCCUGGACAACAUUACACUGUUCCUUUUAGAUGGACUUGGCUGCUGUGGUAGCAAAGGAUCCCUCCCGCUUAAGCCAACACACUUUUCCUUUUACGUUUUUUAAAGGCCAUCUUCCACUUUUAAGGUACACACACACCCCUUUUGACAUUGCCUCCAGAUUCAAAACACUAAGUAUUCAAAAGGUUGGAUAAUAUGGCUGCAUACAUUUGAAACUGAGUGAAUGCUGCACUGGCUGCACCCCCCCCCAAGGGCCAAAACUUAUCAGAAAAGGAACCAUCUUUCUUUUUAAUUGUCCCAGCAGGUCAGGCUGGAUCCUGGGGAUGACCCCAUCACUCAAGCGUUGUUGAUCUUGUUGUUGUUUUGCCUUCCUGAAAACUCUUUAUCAUUGCUUUAGCAAAGUAAAAUAUCUAUUUCCUCUUCUGACCCUAGUAAAUGUCUGUCUUGCAGCACUGUGCAUGUUUAGGUUUAUUUUUGUUCAGUUUUGCAGAAAACAGUCAAGGUUCUUCUUUACUUCUUCCAUCAACUGAAAAAAAAUAUUGCCACAAACGUUUUCCUUUGUAUAGAAUAUUUAUUUUGAAGCUCUAUUUUAAUAGUAUUUAUUUUAGAAGUCUACUAUUGUAAGAGUUCUUCUGUUUGUGAAGAAAAAACAAGUUAAACUGAAUGUACUGAUCUAGAAAUUAUAUAUAAAAUAUAUAUUGUU